Molecule: messenger RNA, 1017 nt
Organism: Dipodomys spectabilis (banner-tailed kangaroo rat)
Lineage: Eukaryota; Metazoa; Chordata; Mammalia; Rodentia; Heteromyidae
Gene: Ca5a
Product: carbonic anhydrase 5A
Exons: 7
Coding region: 1-1017 (338 amino acids)
Cellular component (GO): mitochondrion; cytoplasm
Molecular function (GO): zinc ion binding; carbonate dehydratase activity
Source: RefSeq, a predicted model, not a curated record
AUGGAGAUUAAGGAGCACCCAUGGUCCAGAACAUUCAGUACGGGGCAUGCACCAAGGGGAGGCAUAGCGCACAGGGAUGAAGCAGCAGGGGGGGGGGCAGGGCUCCCCACUGGGCCUACUUCCCCCAAGCCCAGUGCUUCAGGGCCUCUGUCCCGCCCCAGCCACCUCCGGCCAGUGCCUCAGCCCCAGUCUCCCCUGUUCCCAGGGCACCCUUUCUGGACAGGACCAGCCCCUGUGCCUGGAGGCACCCGGCAGUCUCCUGUCAACAUCCAGUCGAGAGACGCGUUGUACGACCCACAGCUGGAGCCGCUCAGCAUCUCCUACCACCCUGCAUCCUGCCGCUAUGUCUGGAACACCGGCUACUUCUUCCAGGUGGAGUUCGACGAUGCUGCCGCCGCCGCAGGAAGGUCAGGCAUCAGCGGGGGACCCUUGGAAAACCACUACAGACUCAAGCAGUUCCACUUCCACUGGGGAGCCGGGAACGAGCGCGGCUCGGAGCACGCGGUGGACGACCACGUGUUCCCGGCAGAGCUGCAUUUAGUUCACUGGAACUGUGUGAAAUAUGCACAUUACAAGGAGGCUGUGGCGGGGGAGAAUGGCCUGGCUGUGAUCGGUGUGUUUUUAAAGCUCGGGGCCCGGCAUCAGGCCCUGCAGAAAUUGGUGGACAUCUUGCCAGAGAUAAAACAUAAGGAUACCUGGUCAGCCAUGGGCCCCUUUGACCCCACGUGCCUGCUGCCCGACUGCCAGGACUACUGGACCUACGCCGGCUCCCUGACCACGCCACCGCUGGCUGAGUCUGUCACCUGGAUCAUUCAGAAGCAGCCCGUCGAAGUGGCCCCCAGCCAGCUGUCAGCAUUCCGAAAGCUCCUGUUCUCUGCCCAAGGCGAGGAAGAGGAGAUGAUGGCCAACAACUACCGCCCACUGCAGCCCCUGCUGGACCGGAAGGUCCGUGCGUCCUUCCGGACCCUUGAAGGUGCUGAGGCCGCCAGCUCCGCCCAGGCUGGGAGAACUGACUGA